Camelus dromedarius (Arabian camel) is the source of this 4214-nucleotide messenger RNA. RefSeq names its product coiled-coil domain containing 149 (gene CCDC149). The record is from RefSeq and is a predicted model, not a curated record. NCBI's taxonomy places the organism in Eukaryota, Metazoa, Chordata, Mammalia, Artiodactyla, Camelidae. The transcript is spliced from 13 exons. Bases 156 to 1766 code for a protein of 536 amino acids.
GCGGUGCGGCGGCUCGGAGGCGCCGGGCCCUCUCGGGGCCGCGCGGGGCCCAGGUGGCUGCGACCGCGGUGGUGCGGCAGGAGGAGGCGGCGGCGGCGGCGGCGGAGGAGGAGGGCGGCGUCCAUGAAGCCGCCCCGCGUCCGGAGGAGAAGGCCAUGAACGGCGACCGGACCGAGAGCGACUGGCAGGGGCUGGUGAGCGAGUACCUGGUGUGCAAAAGGAAGCUGGAGAGUAAGAAGGAAGCCCUGCUGAUCCUCUCCAAGGAGCUGGACACAUGCCAGCAGGAAAGGGACCAGUACAAGCUCAUGGCCAAUCAGCUUCGGGAGCGCCACCAGUCCCUGAAGAAGAAGUACCGCGAGCUGAUCGAUGGCGAUCCAUCACUUCCCCCUGAAAAGAGGAAACAGGCUAAUCUUGCACAACUAUUGAGAGAUUCUCAAGACCGAAAUAAACAUCUGGGAGAAGAAAUUAAAGAACUUCAGCAAAGGCUUGGAGAAGUCCAGGGCGACAAUAAGUUGUUGAGGAUGACGAUUGCCAAACAGAGGCUUGGAGACGAAGAAAUUGGCGUGCGGCACUUUGCAGCCCAUGAGCGUGAGGAUUUGGUUCAGCAGCUGGAGAGAGCGAAAGAACAGAUUGAAUCUCUGGAGCAUGACCUGCAGGCCUCUGUGGAUGAGCUUCAGGAUGUUAAAGAAGAGCGGUCUUCCUACCAGGACAAAGUCGAGAGGCUCAACCAGGAGCUAAACCACAUCCUGAGCGGGCACGAGAACCGUAUCAUUGACGUGGAUGCCCUGUGUAUGGAGAACAGGUACCUUCAGGAGAGAUUAAAGCAACUUCACGAAGAGGUCAACCUCUUGAAAUCUAACGUUGCCAAGUACAAGAAUGCUCUCGAGAGACGGAAAAACUCAAAAGGCCAAGGUAAAUCCAGCAGCAGUGCUCUGACUGGAGUCCUGUCUGCAAAGCAAGUUCAGGAUCUGUUGUCUGAGGAUCAUGGGUGCAGUCUCCCAGCUACUCCGCAGUCCAUUUCUGACCUGAAAUCUCUGGCAACGGCCCUGUUGGAGACGAUCCACGAGAAAAACAUGGUCAUCCAGCACCAGAGGCAGACCAACAAAAUCCUCGGGAAUCGGGUGGCUGAACUGGAGAAAAAAUUAAGAACCCUGGAAGUUUCUGGUUUGUGGAGCCUUCCAGGCCUGAGCUACAGUGUUUCAGUAGGAUUUGGGAGGGGCAAGGACACCAUACUGUUCGGCGACCCCACUCUUCCCACCACACAGAGGUCGAGAUCCCCGCUGCUGAAGUUCGUGGAGCAGCCCACUGAGAACAAAGCGAGUCCCAAGGACGGGGAGGUUCGGAAGCAAGAACAAGACAAAAGUCACAUGACUGCCGAGGCGUUGACAGCGUGGGAGGAUGCUGGGAGGCCCGCUGUCAGCUCCCCAGCAAAUCAGAGCCCCAGGAACCAACGCAAACACUUUCUUGCCUCAUUAGCCCAGCUACCUUCUGAGGGAGAAGAAGUAAACAGGCCUGGAGGGGAAAUUGUGAAACUGACAGAGGAGCAGGAGCCUACAGGACCAGCAGGGGUUGGAAGAGAGAGUCCCCUGCAGGGUCAGAGGGACGAGAUGGGGCCACCUCUGCCUGGCUUAGCUGCCAACGGGGCGUGCCCCAAAUCUUGCCACAACUCCUCUGGGUCCAGCCAGCCAGUGGCCAAAGCUUCCACCCUGGAAGACGGCAAGGAUACCCCAGAGGUUGGAAGCACAAGGAACACCACGAAAACAUGAAGGGGAAAGAGAUCGGGCAUGAUGACACGUUGACGGCACUGGGGACAGUAAAGAACUAAACCUCAGAACAGCUCACCGAAGUCUCUUUCUCCUAAAACACCCCCAAGCCUGCAAGUGAGGAAGGACACAGAUCCUGUCGCAAACUGUGAAUAUUCUGAUGAGGCCAGCACAGUUUGAUUUAUUAAAUGCGGGUCCUCAAGCUUCUCGGUGUCAUCUCUUUCUGCUGAAGAUGCGCUGCUGUGAACAUGGCCAGGCACAGAAGUGGGUCGGCCAUAUGGCUGGUUUUUGGCCUCCAUCUUUCUGUCAGCAUUUGUUUUAUUAGACAUAAGAUGUUUUUCUAUUAGCGUUUAAAGUUGUCGAUCAAAAUUAUAGGAAGAGCUUGAAAGGGAUGGGGUUUUUAAUCAGGUCCCUGUCUUUGUAAUGUAGAGAAAGGUGUAAUUGAGCAUAAUGGGUCCAGAGGGCGCCCCGCUCCACUCCGUCAUGUCAGGGCCCGUCGGGCCUCCCGGCGUGGGUGUUCUUGGCAGCCUGCCUGAAGCACUGUCUGUGCACUGUCUGUCGUGGCAGCGACCAGCAGGUGGAAAGGGGCUUAAGAGGGCUCAGAAGGUUAGGCUUCCGGUUUGAAAUCCGCAGCCCCCGUGGAGACCCGUUUGCUGACUGCGAGAGCUGAGUUUUCCAGCCUGUAAUUCUAGAGGAUUAAUCGACCUGGAGUGAUGGGGGCGUUGUGGAUAAGCAGGGAGGAUGGGGACUCCAGUGGUGUUUGAUUUUUUGUUUCUGAGAUGAGAGCAGACCCUGGAAGUGCUGGUUCUCUCCACUCAGCCUGGGCUGGUAUAGGGUUCUAUGGUCAUGUGAGGUUGGAGCCAAUCCAGCUGCUUAGGGCCAAGCCAGUUUCCCCCACCACCCGUCACUCCGACAGAGCACUGUGGCUGCCUCCUCGGGAGCGCCAGAUACUGGGGUUUUAAAGACAAGGCGCUGGGGAGGCUGUAGCUCAGCGGUAGAGCUCAUGCUUAGCAUGCACGAGGUCCUGGUUUCAAUCCCCAGAAUCUCCAUUAAAAAAAAAAAAACUUGAAAAAAAAGGCAUUACCAAAAAUUAAAUAAAUAAUAAAUAAAUAAAGACAGAGCUCAUGGCCCUAGAGUGGAAAGAAAGGAGAAAACAAAAUAACCUCGUCAGCCUGGGGAGGGGACUGUGGAACCAAGUUCAAGCUCCAAGAGCAGGAAAGCAGAGUGGUCACCCCUACCUGCUUCUUUACUUGGGGAUAAAAUUAGCUUUUCUAGGCAGCAUCUGGCACUGCAGUACAUUGAAGGCUCAUCAAACGGCAGACCUUUCUUUGUGCUGAACUCAGUUCAUUUCCCCAGAAAGACCUAAUAUCAGAUCCCAAAGCUUGAAACGCCCCUGAGAACCAGAAUCACUCCUUUGAGAGACUCUCCUGCAGGGAAAAGAGAAGCUCCCGAGGUGGGAGAGGUAGAAAAUUCAGCAAUUCAUCCUAAAAAUUGGCUGUUUAGACCAGGCUUGUGAUCUCAAGUGUGAAUCCCACAUGCAGGUGGCCAGCCACCCCACCACCACCACUUCCCUGCCACAUGUCAUCUCCUGGCAUCACUCGGACAGCAGGGUAGGACCUGUCACACUUGCUGUCUCGCUCUGAAGGAGGGCAAGGUGCAGACCAGAAGGUCCCAUGCUUUGCCAGAAGCACCCUGGGUGGACCUCCAGCUGAUUUCUUCCCGCUCACUAGAGGUCACCCCCACUGGCGGAACGUGGGCACACCUGCAUCUGUGCACUCUGGCCCCUGGUGAGCUGGACACACAUCGGCCCCUGCCUGCCAGGCCCCAGUGCCCCAUUCAUCCCUCUGUGCUCCAGCCUCUCCCCUUCCCCAGACCCAAGAAGGUCACUUCUCUCCAGGAAGGUCACUUCUGCAGCUGCAAAGCUUGCCCCGGCCAGCAGCCAUGGAAAUAAUUUUCCUGCCGCACCAGGCCUAAAUUCUCUGUAAAUGUUCAGCACUACUGCAUAUGAUGCCAGAGCCACCAAAAGCAAACACAGCCAGAUUGAAUACAAUAAUAAUAAAAAGAAAAAUCUCUCCCUACAGAAGCCUUGGUUUUGACACAUAGUUGGCCAGGUGUCCGUCUUGAGGGGCCCAUUCAACACCUUCUGGAAAGCAGGGCUUGUAGUAAACUUCAACACAUUCCAUCAUGGGCAAGAAAACUGCAGGAAGUCCCAGAGCCUGGGGCUCAGGGCAGGGGGUCAUAGGGAGCGAUAACCUAAAUUCUGUGUGUUCAGUCAGCCUGAUAGGGGGAGGUCUUCUGUUAUUAGGUGGAAUUGGAGCCAAUAAGUUGAUCCAGUCACAUUUGUAACCUUGACCACGCCCCAUACGCAGAUGUGACACUGUCCCACCUCUGCUAUCCUAACCCAACAUGAUUCUUCUGUUCCACAGACAUUAAAAAGAGUUUCAGCAAUUA